GUGCUGACUCUUCUGGAAGAGGUAAUUGAGAAUGGGUCCUCAACGAUGCUGAGUGUACAAUGGGAAGUGUCACGCUUCGCUAUUUCUGUUAUGGGUGCCUUUUCACAUCGGUGACCUGGACACUUCUGCUCUUUGUUUAUUUCAACCUCAGUGAAGAGAACCAAUCCUUCAAGAAUGUGCCCGUCAAGGGGCUAGAACCUCAGAAGCCAUUUCAAAAAUUCUACCCCCGUUUCACUCGGGGGCCAGUUAAUAUACCUGAAUUGCAACAGAAAGAGAGUAAGUUUAGAAAUCCUGUUGGAAAUCAUGUCCAGGACCCAGUAAAGGGAGAGGGAGACUUCUCUCCUGAAAUGGGAAUGAUUUUUAAUGAAGAAGAUCAGGAAGUCCGAGACUUGGGCUAUCAGAAGCAUGCUUUCAAUAUGCUCAUCAGUAACCGGCUGGGAUAUCACAGGGAGGUACCUGAUACAAGAGAUGCAAAGUGUAGAGAGAAAUCCUACCCUUCCGAUCUGCCAUUUGCCAGUGUUAUCAUCUGUUUCUACAACGAAGCACUUUCUGCCCUGCUUCGCACGGUGCACAGUGUCCUGGAUCGCACCCCUGCACACCUUCUUCAUGAAAUUAUUUUGGUGGAUGACAACAGUGAACUGGCUGACUUGAAGAAAGACUUGGUUGAAUAUGUUAAAACUCAGCUUCCUAAAACAACAAAAUUAGUAAGGAAUGAGAAGCGGGAAGGCUUGAUUCGAGGAAGGAUGAUUGGAGCCUCUCAUGCUACAGGAAAAGUGCUGGUAUUCCUGGACAGUCACUGUGAGGUGAACGAGAUGUGGCUGCAACCUCUGCUGACUCCAAUCAAAGAAGACCGCAGGACUGUGGUGUGCCCUGUGAUUGACAUCAUCAGUGCUGACACACUUACCUACAGCUCUUCCCCAGUUGUGCGUGGAGGGUUUAACUGGGGCCUGCACUUUAAGUGGGAUCUUGUUCCUUUGUCAGAGCUUGAAGGACCUGAGGGAGCCACUGCUCCAAUCAAAUCACCCACUAUGGCUGGAGGCCUGUUUGCCAUGGACCGUGAGUACUUUAAUGAGCUUGGACAGUAUGACAGUGGCAUGGACAUCUGGGGAGGAGAAAAUCUGGAAAUAUCUUUUCGGAUUUGGAUGUGUGGGGGUCGACUUCUGAUCAUUCCCUGCUCCAGAGUGGGACACAUUUUCCGUAAAAGACGUCCCUAUGGCUCUCCAGGGGGACAGGACACUAUGGCUCAUAAUUCAUUGAGGCUGGCACAUGUGUGGAUGGAUGAAUACAAGGAGCAGUAUUUUGCUUUGAGACCUGAGCUAAGGACAAGGAACUAUGGAAAUAUAACUGAACGUGUAGAACUGCGAAAAAGAUUGAACUGCAAGUCAUUCAAGUGGUAUUUAGAUAACAUCUAUCCUGAGAUGCAAGUAUCCGGGCCCAAUGCCAAAGCUCCGCAGCCAGUUUUUAUUAAUAGAGCACAAAAACGACCAAAAAUAAUCCAGCGUGGAAGGCUGUAUCACCUUCAAACCAACAAAUGCCUGGUUGCUCAGGGCCACCCAAGUCAGAAAGGAGGCCUGGUAGUGGCUCGGGAGUGCGACUACAAUGAUCAAAACCAGGUGUGGGUUUACAAUGAAGAUCACGAGCUGAUUUUGAAUAACCUCCUGUGCUUGGAUGUGUCAGAAACUCGCUCGUCCGACCCUCCUCGCCUCAUGAAGUGCCACGGCUCUGGUGGAUCACAGCAAUGGACCUUUGGGAAAAACAACCGCCUCUACCAGGUGUCGGUGGGGCAGUGCAUGAAGGUGGCAGACCCGCUCAGCCACAAAGGCUACGUGGCCAUGGCCAUCUGCGAUGGCUCCCUUCCUCAGCAGUGGCGUUUCGAGAGCUGAGGCAGUGAGCCAAGAGGAGCAAAGCCGGACCUGGCUUUCCCUGCAGCCACCGUCAGUCACUGCAGAGCGCCUUGCUGGGAGCCCUUGGCUGCUGCAGCCAGCAGGAGCACAGGGAGGACCCUUCGGAUGCACUGCGGUGAGGAGCUCGGGGAGCCCGUGGGCUGCGCCGGAUGCAGCACUAAUGGCAGCAGAUCCCUGAGUUAGCCUGGAUUAUUGGACUGGUUUUCAGUAAGAGAAACUAUUAGAGCAAUGUAAUUUAAAUGGUGAGAUUUUAGCUUUGUGGGUCUUUCAAAUGACAGAAAGGCGUUCAUCUUUGAGUAUUCCACGUGCAGUAUCUCGGUAAUUCAUGUUUUUAGUAUGGUUUUACUGGAUGAAUUAUUUUACUUUACCUGGAAAGUAUUUUUAAUUCCCUUUUAUCUUCUGGAAGUUGUCAUUUGUAAUAUUUGUUUUAAUUUACGAUUCUAGAACGUUUCACAUAGCUGAAAUCCUUAGGUGUCAUUGUCACCUCCUAUUUAAAACAAAGUAACUAUUACAAAGUCUAUUUUGAUGACUCAUGACCUAGCUGCAUAUAAAAAAUAAAGUAUCUGUUUUUUAUGA
Meleagris gallopavo (turkey) is the source of this 2480-nucleotide messenger RNA. NCBI's taxonomy places the organism in Eukaryota, Metazoa, Chordata, Aves, Galliformes, Phasianidae. The record is from RefSeq and is a predicted model, not a curated record.